Oreochromis niloticus (Nile tilapia) is the source of this 1034-nucleotide messenger RNA. RefSeq names its product zinc finger protein 430-like. Lineage: Eukaryota; Metazoa; Chordata; Actinopteri; Cichliformes; Cichlidae. The record is from RefSeq and is a predicted model, not a curated record. The coding region runs from base 84 to 926 and encodes 280 amino acids. The transcript has 2 exons.
UGAGUAACAGGAGUCUGGUGGUGCAACAGAGGAACAAUUUCAUCCAUUUGGACUCAGCUCAGCCACUACAGAGGAAACAAUCAAUGUCUUCAACACAAAAGGACCAACAUGGAGCAAGAAGUCAGCGCUCUCAGGAGGCCGACAAAUCUCACAGAAGAAAGCGAGAGAAAACCUACAGCUGUGAUGAGUGUGGGAAGGAUUUUACCCAGAGUGGACAUUUAAAAUCACACCAACUCGUCCACAGUGGAGUUAAACCGUACAGCUGUGAUGAGUGUGGGAAGUCUUUUGCCCAGGCUGGAAGCUUAAAAACACACCAACUCGUCCACAGUGGAGUUAAACCGUACAGCUGUGAUGAGUGUGGGAAGUCUUUUACCCGGACUGGAAGUUUAAAAACACACCAACUCAUCCACAGUGGAGUUAAACCUUACAGCUGUGAGUUGUGUGGAAAGUCUUUUGCCCAGGCUGGAAGCUUAAAAACUCACCAACUCAUCCACAGUGGAGUUAAACCUUACAGCUGUGAGUUGUGUGGAAAGUCUUUUAACCGGGCUGGAAACUUAAAAACGCACCAACUCAUCCACAGUGGAGUUAAAGCUUACAGCUGUGAAUUGUGUGGUAAGGCUUUUGUUCUAAAUGGCCACUUACAGAAGCAUCUAGUUACCCACUCUGGAAUUAAGGCGUACAGCUGUGACUUUUGUGGAAAAAGUUUCAGCGAGAAACACUACCGAAAUAUUCACCUACGGAUUCACACUAGAAAUGAAGUUUCCUUCUGUGAUCAGUGUGGGAAACUGUUUACAACAGAUGCACAGUUACAACAACACAUGUUUAGCCACACUGAGGAGAGACCUUAUAAAUGUGACCUGUGUGAGAAGACUUUUAAAACUCCACAUCAGCUGAAAAAACACCAACAGAUCCACACCAGAAAGUAACUCUACAAGUGCAGUUACUGUGAGGAUGUAUUUAAUUUUAUUAUCUUGUAAUUUUAACCUGAGUGUUUGGAACAAGUCUGAUCAGUAAACUUAUGGAGUUAUACUGAA